AUGCCACCACCGCAACUCUCCCCCGCAAUCCAAACCAUCUCCAACGUCCGUUUACACUCGCACAGUCCAAAUCCAACCACAUACGACCUCACCCUCUCCAACGAACAAACCGUCAGCUCCAUAGCUCCCCACCUUCAUACUACCACCUCCCCAAACAAAUCCCACCCGCCUCUCACCCUUCCAGCCCUAACUCACCCCCACAUCCACCUGGACAAAGCCUACAUCUACAACUCCACUCCCAUCCACCCCCAAACCGGCUCUUUCCAAGAAGCCCUCACCCUAACAACCCAAGCCAAAUCCACCUUCACCGAACCCGACCUCCACCGCCGUGGCGAAUGGCUCUUAUCCGAAUCCAUCCUCAACGGCGUCACAGCCCUGCGUGCCUUCAUCGAAAUCGACACUACCGUCCACCAUAAAUGCCUCACCACCGCAAUCCACCUCAAACACUCAUGGCGCAACCACUGCCACAUCCAACUCGUGGCCUUCGCCCAAGACCCUCUUUUCUCGGGCCCCCAGGCCCAAGAAAAUCGAGAUCUCAUGCACUCCGCCUUCACGGACCACGGAGACGAGAUCGACGUCAUCGGCGUCACGCCUUACGUGGAAGCUGAUCUCGAAACUGCAAAAAGAAACAUUCAAUGGGCCAUCACCACCGCUUGGCAAUUAGACAAACAUGUCGAUUUCCAUCUGGACUAUCAUCUCGAUCCGAAUAAGGGUCCGUUGGUUUGGUACGUGCUUGAUUGUUUACGGGCCGUGGGAUGGACGAAAUCCCGGACCAAGAAAAGGGUUAUGCUGGGUCAUUGUACCCGGUUUACCCUUUUUGGGGGAGAUGACUGGGAUCGAUUGAGAAAGGAAAUUGGGUCUGGUGACCUUGCUUUACCUGUUAGUUUUGUCGGUUUGCCGACUAGUGAUUUGUAUAUGGCUUCGCCUCCUCCCCCUUCUUCUUCUUCUUCUUCUUCUUCUUCUGGUUGUGGAUCUUGUUCUGAUCCGAAGGAGAAUGGUGGAGUGAGAGAUACAGUCCGUGGCACAUUAAAAGUACCCGAGCUGAUCAGACGAUACGGACUCGACGUCGUCCUUAGUGUUAACAAUGUAGGCAACGCAUUCACACCCUGGGGAUCCGUUGAUCCGGUAGCAUUAGCUUGUUUGGGUGUUGGUGUUUAUCAAGCUGGGACAGUGGAAGAUGCGGAGUUGUUGUAUGAGUGUGUCUCGACGCGUGCUAGGGCUGCUAUUGGGUUAGAGGAGGAAACUGGGGCCCAGGAGGAGUGUGGCGGAGGUUGUUUGGGAUCCGCCGAGUAG
Messenger RNA from Aspergillus caelatus, 1293 nucleotides. RefSeq names its product putative zinc metallopeptidase. Gene Ontology annotation, molecular function: hydrolase activity, acting on carbon-nitrogen (but not peptide) bonds, in cyclic amidines. The coding region runs from base 1 to 1293 and encodes 430 amino acids. Lineage: Eukaryota; Fungi; Ascomycota; Eurotiomycetes; Eurotiales; Aspergillaceae. The transcript is spliced from 2 exons. The record is from RefSeq and is a predicted model, not a curated record.